Struthio camelus australis is the source of this 1712-nucleotide messenger RNA. NCBI's taxonomy places the organism in Eukaryota, Metazoa, Chordata, Aves, Struthioniformes, Struthionidae. The record is from RefSeq and is a predicted model, not a curated record.
AGGCGAAGCUACACCCAGCAGGGCUGCGCCGGCUGUCGCCGGUGCUCGCUAAUGUCGCCCGGCUUUUUAGCAUUGCAUUAGUUUUGCAUUCAUGCCGCUUUGAACCGACCCUUUACCUCCUCUGGAGCACUCGGCAUACUCCAGAACCUGACACGCUGACAGUGGCCAGGGGAUUCCCCUUCUCGGGCAAGCAUCCCUGCCACCCGGCAACCCCUGGAGUGCCCAGGUUCUCUGAUCGCUGCAGAGAAAUGAUUGGAGGUCCUGGCGCUGUGCAUAUGUCUCUGCUCUCUCCCGCGCCAACAGAGGAAUGUCCUGCGGAAACAGAAACACUGGGAGAAAGUCAUCAUGGCAAAGAAGAGGAAGAGGACACAAGAAAGAGAGAGAAGAAAAGCAAGGCAGGCUGAAGGCAGAGGCACUACAGAACAGCAGAGCAAAAGGGUUCUGAAAGCCAUCAUGAAAGAACGCCUGCUGGAGGCCAAGGAGUCUGGGCCUCGGCUGUGUGUGGACCUCAGCAUGGCUGACCGCAUGACAAAGAAGGAAACGAGCCGCCUUGCUGCUCAGAUCAGGAGACUCUAUGGGGCCAACAAGAGGGCUGAAAAGCCAUUCUGGCUCUAUCUGACAGAGUUUGUGGUGGGCUCAUCGAUCUAUGAGGAGUGCUUCCGCAUGAACGAUGGCUUCUGCAAUUAUUUGAUGGAUACAACUGAAGAAAGUUAUCUUGACCUGUUUCCUUUGGAUAUGAUUGUUUAUCUCACUCCUGACUCCGAGAAUGUCCUUGAAGACAUUGAUCCAAAAAAAGUGUACAUCCUUGGAGGGCUAGUGGAUGAAAGUAUUCAUAAGAAGCUGACCUUGCAAAGGGCACGAGAUCAGUCCUUGCAAACAGCCCGCCUCCCAAUUCGUGAGUACAUGGUGAAAACCAUUAACACCAAGAACUACCACUCAGAGACACUUGCAAUCAAUCAAGUCUUUGAUGUCUUAUCAACUUACUAUGAGACUCGAAGUUGGCCAGCAGCCUUGAGAGCUGGAGUUUCUUCUGGAAAAGGCUAUGUGCUCGCAGAUGCAGUGAAUUAAGUAAAAUUACAUGGCAAAGCACAAGAAAGCUCUUUAUUUUCUGAUGUGAGGAGCUGUGACAGACAACGGAAGCAAACUCCAAAUUUCAAGCAGAGACACCAGCAUGAAUGUGUAUACAGAAACACAGCUCAGCUUAAAUUUGGGAUAAGGACCUUUCAAGAGUGAUAAAUUAAACCUUAGCAGGGUUUUGCUGGAAAUGACUUCUCGCCUUAAAAACAAAACAAAAGCUGGUCGAGCCUUGGAAUCAAGUGAAAACUGAUGGGAAUUCACUUUUGCUUUUUUUGCAGGUUUUUUGGGGGUAUUUGUGUCUUUUACAUUUACACUUGUUCUGGGACAGAGAGACAACUUUAAAGUAUUUCUUUCAUCUUGAUUAAAAGGAAGUAGUGUGACAUUGGAAGGGUGACAGAGUACAGAACACACUUGUAAAGAAAAUCAUCUUUCCCAUCUAAAAGAACAGUGCUGUUCUGAUUGGGGAACACAGGAUGGGAAGUGAUUCCCAGACAAAUGAGAUAACAGCUCCCAGAAGUACCAUGUCCUGUCUUCCCUAAACCAGCUGAAUUAAAGAGUUUAUGAGCUGCUGAAUCCCAUAGCUAAUUUUGUGCAUUCUGCUUACAAUAUACAAUAAAAUGUUUACUCUUCCUGAA